CCAAGAGUGGGCAACGCGGCGUGAGCAGCAGCCCCAGGCUCCCGGAGCAUCGCGCCCGGAGAAAGACUUCGCCGCUCGGGGCCGCAGCCUGGUGAGCUCAGCCCCCUUCAAGCCCUCCCCUGCAUCUCAGCCGGAGCUUCUCCAAACAGACGCUGAUCGAUGCCGAGACUCCCCUGGGACCCUAUCGCGACUCCAUCGUGCCAUAUCUCGACAUCACCGUACCCUGUCGAGACUCCAUUUUGUCACAACCCCUUUCAGUAUUUAUCUAUCUAUUUUUAAAAUUUGCCCUAUCAUAUUUGGGGGCUGUCCCCUUCAUGUCGUGAUUUCGCUGUGAUCUCUCCGUGACAUCACCGCGCCAUCGUGAAGUGUGAUCUCAUCGCUGCCCUGUCGUUCGACUUCAUCAAUGUCGUGUUGUGACCUGGCUGCGGCGGGACAGGUGGUGACCGCCAGGAUCCCUUCUCCCCUUCUCAUCUCUCCAUCACUGCAGGCCCGCUUCGAUUAUCCGGCUUUUGGAUUCUGUUAUCCUGAGAGCCACCCGACCCCUCUUUCCUUCUCCAGCCAGUGCCGGCACCCACAGGCUGUUAGCGGGACGGGCAGGGAGAGUACAGUUGGGCAAGGCGGGCAUCAUGGCCUCGGAUUGUGAGCCAGCUCUGAACCAGGCAGAGAGCCGAAACCCCACCCUGGAGCGCUACCUGGGAGCCCUCCGUGAGGCCAAGAAUGACAGCGAGCAGUUUGCAGCCCUGCUGCUAGUAACCAAGGCAGUCAAGGCAGGUGACAUUGACGCCAAAACCCGACGUAGGAUCUUUGAUGCCGUUGGGUUCACCUUUCCCAACCGACUCCUGACCACUAAGGAGGCACCUGAUGGCUGCCCUGACCACGUUCUCCGGGCCCUGGGUGUGGCCCUGCUGGCCUGUUUCUGCAGCGACCCUGAACUAGCCAGCCAUCCCCAGGUCCUGAACAAGAUCCCCAUCCUUAGCACAUUCCUUACAGCCCGGGGGGACCCUGAUGAUGCUGCCCGCCGCUCCAUGAUUGAUGACACCUACCAGUGCCUGACAGCUGUUGCAGGCACACCCCGAGGGCCCCGGCACCUCAUUGCUGGUGGCACAGUGUCAGCCCUGUGCCAGGCAUACCUGGGGCAUGGCUAUGGCUUUGACCAGGCCCUGGCACUCCUGGUGGGGCUGCUGGCUGCUGCAGAGACACAGUGCUGGAAGGAGGCGGAGCCCGACCUGCUGGCUGUGCUGCGAGGCCUCAGUGAGGAUUUCCAAAGAGCCGAAGAUGCCAGCAAGUUUGAGCUCUGCCAGCUGCUGCCCCUUUUCCUGCCCCCAACAACUGUGCCCCCUGAAUGCCACCGGGAUCUGCAGGCUGGGCUGGCACGCAUCCUAGGAAGCAAGUUGAGCUCCUGGCAGCGCAACCCUGCACUGAAGCUGGCAGCCCGCCUGGCUCAUGCCUGCGGCUCCGACUGGAUCCCAGUGGGCAGCUCCGGGAGCAAGUUUCUGGCCCUCCUGGUGAAUCUGGCAUGCGUGGAGGUGCGGCUGGCUCUCGAGGAGACAGGCACAGAGGUGAAAGAAGACGUGGUCACCGCCUGCUAUGCCCUUAUGGAGUUGGGGAUCCAGGAGUGUACCCGCUGUGAGCAGUCUCUGCUUAAGGAGCCACAGAAGGUUCAGCUCGUGAGCAUUAUGAAAGAGGCCAUCGGAGCUGUCAUCCACUACCUGCUGCAGGUGGGGCCAGAGAAGCAGAAAGAGCCCUUUGUGUUUGCCUCGGUGCGGAUCCUGGGUGCCUGGCUGGCGGAGGAGACCUCAUCCCUGCGUAAGGAGGUGUGCCAACUGCUGCCCUUCCUUGUUCGAUAUGCCAAGACACUCUAUGAAGAGGCUGAGGAGGCCAGUGACAUUUCGCAGCAGGUGGCCAACUUGGCCAUCUCUCCCACUACACCAGGGCCCUCUUGGCCAGGGGAUGCUCUCCGGCUCCUCCUUCCCGGCUGGUGCCACCUGACUGUUGAAGAUGGUCCCCGGGAGAUUCUGAUCAAGGAAGGCGCGCCCUCGCUUCUGUGCAAGUACUUCCUGCAGCAGUGGGAGCUCACAUCCCCUGGCCAUGAUACCUCAGUGCUGCCAGACAGUGUGGAGAUCGGCCUACAGACCUGUUGCCACAUCUUCCUCAACCUGGUGGUCACCGCUCCAGGGCUGAUCAAGCGAGAUGCCUGCUUCACAUCUCUUAUGAACACCCUGAUGACAUCACUGCCCUCACUGGUCCAGCAACAAGGGAGACUGCUUCUGGCUGCCAACGUGGCCACCUUGGGACUCCUAAUGGCCCGGCUCCUUAGCACCUCUCCAGCUCUCCAAGGAACUCCAGCCUCCAGAGGUUUCUUCGCAGCUGCCAUCCUCUUUCUGUCACAGUCCCAUGUGGCACGGGCCACCCCUGGCUCUGACCAGGCGGUGUUGGCCCUGUCCCCUGACUAUGAGGGCAUCUGGGCUGACUUGCAGGAGCUCUGGUUCCUGGGCAUGCAGGCCUUCACAGGUUGUGUGCCGCUGUUGCCCUGGCUGGCCCCUGCUGCCCUGCGCUCCCGCUGGCCACAGGAGCUGCUACAACUGCUAGGUAGUGUAAGCCCCAACUCCGUCAAGCCUGAGAUGGUGGCUGCCUACCAGGGCGUGCUGGUAGAAUUGGCGCGGGCUAACCGGCUAUGCCGGGAGGCCAUGAGGUUGCAGGCAGGUGAAGAAACAGCCAGCCAUUACCGCAUGGCUGCAUUGGAGCAGUGCCUGUCUGAACCCUGAGGGGCACCCAGUGGGCAUAGACCCCGGGGCGGGCAGCGAGGGAAGGAGGGAGGAGGCAUCUUCCCUGAAGCCCCCAAACUGGACCCCUUCUUCAGAUCCCCACAAACAUCCCAGCUUUCUGGCUUUUCUGAGGGCUAGGGCAUGAUGCCCACCUCUCAAGUAUAAGAAACUGCAUCCUGCCUCCAGCCCCCUUGGGGCCGGGAUUGGCUUGGAACGGAGGUUGGCCCCGCCAGGCCGGGGAAGGUUGGAGAAGCCCCCAGGAAGAGGGUAACUAAGUGUCAUUAUACCCAGCGUCUGGCUCCCUGGCAGGAGGGAGGUCCCAGGGUAGGAGCGGGCUGGCAGGCGCUGACUGCCUCAGCCCAUGUGCCCUGCCGGCCAGGGCGUGGCCUCCCCAAGACUGUGGUGCCCCUUCUGGCUCCCCCAGGUCAGGUCCGCCCUUUAAAUUGGCCGAUUGGCUUUUGCCUUUGGUCCUCUUGGACAGAGAGCAGGCUCAGGCCAUUGACAUCACAGUUCUUCCUUUCAACUCUAGUGACCCGGGGUCCAAGUUGCCCCUAUGCUUCCAGGGCAAUUUGGAGCAGACAGACCAGUGGGGGGGGUGGGGAACCUCCUUCCACCUGCGCUUCAUUGAAGGGACCGGAGAGCCCUUGGUCCCAGGUCUCCUGAGCUUUUGUGUCAUGUUGCAGCAGAGUGAAGAUGGGGGUUGGGGGUUAUUUAUUUUGCUUGUCCUUAUCCCUGCUUGGACACCUGAGCAUCAGAUCCCUGUGCCCCUGGUGUCAUCUGGCCUGGCUGGAGCCAGGAACAGGAGGACACACCACCCUAGAAUCCGCAUGUUUUCCCUGUGAUUGCACUCCACUGCCACCGUGGUGCCUGGCUUCAACUCCCCUCCCCCAGUCCCUGCUAAGACUCUUCUCUGCAGGGAGACGCGACUGGCGGCUCCAGCAGGAACUACCUUUCUGAACCCAUGGAGACCCGCAUACACCUGACCCCUUGCUGCCUCCCCCCUACCCCCAGUGCGUUCUGUGAUCGCCAAGUUCAAAGCUGUGCACAUGUGGACACUCAAUAAAUGUUUAUUGGUGAUGAGAA
Molecule: messenger RNA, 3848 nt
Organism: Grammomys surdaster
Lineage: Eukaryota; Metazoa; Chordata; Mammalia; Rodentia; Muridae
Gene: Ncdn
Product: neurochondrin
Exons: 7
Coding region: 627-2765 (712 amino acids)
Biological process (GO): regulation of neuronal synaptic plasticity; neuron projection development
Cellular component (GO): dendrite
Source: RefSeq, a predicted model, not a curated record